Molecule: messenger RNA, 665 nt
Organism: Hyalella azteca
Lineage: Eukaryota; Metazoa; Arthropoda; Malacostraca; Amphipoda; Hyalellidae
Product: zinc finger protein 425-like
Exons: 2
Biological process (GO): regulation of transcription by RNA polymerase II
Cellular component (GO): nucleus
Molecular function (GO): RNA polymerase II transcription regulatory region sequence-specific DNA binding; DNA-binding transcription factor activity, RNA polymerase II-specific
Source: RefSeq, a predicted model, not a curated record
ACUCUCCUCUUGUGUGCCGUGCAAGAUGGAAGCUCAAGUUGAGGCUCAUGACGCCCUCCCAAACUCCUCACAGAACACUUCUGCUCUGUUGGGAAAUCAGUUUGGCGAAGGUGGAUCAGCACCUGCAACAGGAGCUGCUGACAUAUCAGGAGCGUCCAGCUCCAAGCAACACACCAGGCUUGGGUGUUACCAGCGUGGAUUGGUGGCUGCAGGUGCAAACCACCUGCAGCAGCUCGUUGAUCUAGAACAUCCUGCUUCAGGGCCCCACCGCUGCUCUAAAUACACCUCUAGUUCAGGGAUUGGACUGCAGCAGCACAUUAAUGCUAUGCAUUCAACAGAAACAACGUUUCAGUUCCCUAAUUGUGUACAAUCACACAAGAGAAAAUUUGUUCAGUGCUCUCAGUGUGAUUAUGCUGGCACCACAGAGGGGGAGUUGAAAAGUCAUUUCCUCUUCAGCCAUACAAACGAAAAGUCUUUCCAAUGCUAUGAGUGUGAUUAUGCUUGCACCAGAAAAAAACACUUGGAAAUACAUUUCCUUCACAAACAUUCAACAGAAAAACCUGUUCAGUGUUCUGAGUGUAAUUAUGCUUGUACUACAAAAGGAGCUUUGAAAUCCCAUUUUCUUCACAAACACUCAACAGAAAAACCUAUUCAGUGUUCUGAGU